Messenger RNA from Saitoella complicata NRRL Y-17804, 521 nucleotides. RefSeq names its product sulfiredoxin. Gene Ontology annotation, biological process: cellular response to oxidative stress. Gene Ontology annotation, cellular component: cytoplasm. The transcript is spliced from 2 exons. Gene Ontology annotation, molecular function: sulfiredoxin activity. NCBI's taxonomy places the organism in Eukaryota, Fungi, Ascomycota, Saitoellomycetes, Saitoellales, Saitoellaceae. The coding region runs from base 17 to 391 and encodes 124 amino acids. The record is from RefSeq and is a predicted model, not a curated record.
GAUAAAUCAAGCAAUUAUGGCUUCAGUACACACUCGCAAUCGCGGAAACAUCGUCUACCUCUCCAUGUCCGAACUCCGCCGACCAAUCCCGCCGGUGUUGGAUAUGGACAAGGUCAUGUCUAUGAUUGAGACGCUCAAGCGUGAGCAGGCGAAGGAGGAUGCGGCUGCGGCCGAGGGAACGGAGGGUGAGCCGACGGAGUUGCCGCCUGUGGAUGUUUUGCAUGUGAGGAAGGAUGACGAGAAUUACUACUUUGCGUUUGGUGGAUGUCACCGUCUGAGAGCACACGAUAUGUCUGGGAUCGAAAAGGUGCGGUGUAAGCUCGUGCCUUGUACGCCGAAGAUGUUGAAGAUGUACAUGGGUGGUUCAUCGCCUUUCAAGGACGACGAGUAAAGGAAAUCAAAAAGAAAGUUCAGGUAUAGAUGGGUGUACGAUACACAGAUAAAAGGCUCCGGAGCUGGCUCCAGCUGAUGUUAUGAAAACAUAAUCGAUUCAAUCCAAAAAGAUCCCACGUAACGCCAGC